Molecule: messenger RNA, 1794 nt
Organism: Adineta ricciae
Lineage: Eukaryota; Metazoa; Rotifera; Eurotatoria; Adinetida; Adinetidae
Source: the annotation of a GenBank genome assembly
AUGAAACACUGCAUACUUUGCCUUUCGCUCAUCCUUUUCUAUGGCAUUGCCUUUAUCCAAUCAAGCUAUUCAAAAAGCGACUACACCAUUGUAGGCAUCGACUUGGGCACAAGCAACUCACGCGUUGGUAUUUUCAAAAACGGACGAGUAGAAAUUAUUGCCAAUGAUCAAGGUAACCGUAUCACACCAUCCUAUGUUGCAUUCACUCCCGAAGGUGAACGACUCAUUGGGGAUGCUGCCAAAAAUCAGCUCACUUCGAAUCCUGAAAACACUGUUUUCGAUGCCAAACGUCUCAUCGGUCGUGACUUCAAUGAACCAAAUGUUCAACAAGACAUCAAACACUUUCCAUUCAAAGUCAUCGAAAAGAACUCAAAGCCAAUCAUCCAAAUCAGUACUGGCAAGGAACAAAAGCUUUUCACACCCGAAGAAAUCUCAGCCAUGGUUCUCGGCAAGAUGCGUGAGAUCGCUGAAGCGUACCUUGGAAAGAAAGUCACUCACGCUGUUGUCACCGUUCCUGCUUACUUCAAUGAUGCUCAACGUCAAGCCACGAAAGAUGCUGGUACCAUCUCGGGCUUGAAUGUCAUGCGUAUCAUCAACGAACCAACAGCUGCUGCUAUUGCUUAUGGAUUAGACAAGAAAGAAGGUGAAAAGAAUAUUCUUGUCUUCGAUUUGGGUGGUGGCACAUUCGAUGUGUCAUUGGUGACCGUUGACAAUGGUGUGUUUGAAGUGGUUGCCACCAAUGACGACACUCACUUGGGUGGUGAAGAUUUCGAUCAACGAGUGAUGGAACACUUCAUCAAGCUAUUCAAGAAGAAAACUGGCAAGGAUGUUCGCAAAGAUGUCCGUGCAGUACAAAAACUCCGACGAGAAGUAGAAAAAGCGAAGCGAACGUUGUCAUCUCAACAUCAAACAAAGAUCGAAAUCGAAUCAUUCUUUGACAAUGAAGAUUUUAGCGAAACAUUAACACGGAUUGAAUUUGAACAAUUAAACGAGGAUUUGUUUGAACAAACAUUGAAGAUUAUGGAACAAACGUUAAAGGAUAAUAGUUUUAAUAAAUCGAUGGUCGACGAAGUUCUUGUCAUUGGCGGAUCAGCGUAUAUUCCGAAAGUUCAGGAACUAGUUAAAGAAUUCUUCGAUGGCAAAGAACCAUCCCGUGGUAUCAACCCCGAUGAAGCUGUUGUUUACGGUGCUGCUGUUCAAGCUGAUCUUCUUUCGAGAGACGAUGGGUCUGAUAUUCUGUGUUGUAUGGAUUUGGCUUUGUUAAGCAUGGGUAUUGAAACAGUUGGUGGUGCGAUGACGAAGAUCAUUCCGCGUAACUUACUCAUUCCAUUAAAGAAGAGUCAAGUCUUCUCCACGGCCGCUGACAAUCAACCAACAGUCACCAUUCAAGUCUUUGAAGGCGAACGACCCAUGACCAAGGACAAUCAUGUGUUGGGCAAAUUCGAUUUAACCGGUAUUCCACCAGCACCCCGAGGUGUUCCACAAAUUGAAGUCACCUUCGAAAUCGACAUCAACGGUAUCUUGAAAGUAACUGCAGAAGAUAAAGGCACAGGAAACAAGAAUAGUAUUACAUUCGGUUCAAAUACCAAUCUAUUAUCACCAGAAGAAAUCGAUCGUAUGAUCAAAGAUUCGGAACGAUUUGCAGAUGAAGAUAAGGAAAUCCUAGCAGGUAUCGAAUGUAGAAAUGAAUUGGAAGCUUCGGCGAAGACUGAAGCAAAUUCAACAACUGUAUCUGAAAACACUCAACUAGCACCAAGAGUAACGUCUGCUGUUACUACAACGGACGCCAUGUGA